CACUGUCUGCUCCCUGCACCUCUUCACAUCAGAGAGGAAAGCCCACCAUCACCUCCUUCUGAGCAUUAAUCCAGUGCUGCUGAAGCAGACUAAGGAAAAAAGGAAGAUGAUUUCCAUCACUUGCCUGGCAUUGCUCUACCUGAGCCUUGCCAACAUCGCAUAUACAGCAGAGGGUCGCAUGCAGAUCUUUGCCAGUCCAGGCGACAACGUCACCAUGCCUUGUCACCUGAAACCUUCCUCCAGCUUCUCUUUUAAUGGAAACAGAGUUAAAUGGACCAAGAUUGAGGGUGACGACGACAUUGACAUCUUGCUUUCUAUGGGGUCCCACAACAUUAAAUACGGAAAGUACGAGAAUCGUGCUCACCUGAAAAAUAUUCAUGAAAAUGACGCCACCUUGGUUAUAUAUAACGUGGACCUGGACGACUUUGGCAUCUACAAGUGUGAGAUCAUAAACGGCAUGGACGACUUGAUUGUGGAGUUGGAGCUUCGGAUGAUUGGUGUCGUCUUCCCGUACUCGCCACGCCUGGGCCAUUACAACAUGAACUUUCACGACGCCGAGGCGGCGUGCUCGGAGCAGGAAGCUGUGGUCGCCUCGUCCGAGCAGCUCCACCAGGCCUGGAAAGGAGGGCUUGAUUGGUGCCACGCCGGAUGGCUGAGCGAUGGGACCGUGCAGUACCCCAUCACCAAACCCAGAGAGCCGUGCGGAGGGGCUAACACUCAAGCCGGGCUCAGGAACUACGGCCGGCGCGACAAGUCCAACAGCCGCUUCGACGUCUUCUGCUUCACAGCUGGGUUGAAUGGGAAUAUCACCUUUGUGAACGAGAAGCUGACCUUCCCCGAGGCUGAGCAGGCCUGCCAGAACGAAGGAGCCGAGCUAGCAAAGGUGGGCCAAAUGUUCGCAGCCUGGAAGCUGAAAGGCUACGACCGCUGUGACGCCGGCUGGCUGGCCGACGGUAGCGUCAGGUACCCCAUCUCCAAGCCGAGGAUGAAGUGUAGCCCGGAGUCGGGUGUCCACUUCGUCGGAUUCCCCGAGAAGAAGCACAAGCUCUACGGUGCCUACUGCUACAAAGCCUAGCCAGGAUAUACCACAUCUGAUCGAAGGCUCUCAUGCCGACCAAAGCCAAAAAAGAUGGAACACACGAGCAAAGUUAGUUAUCGUGAGCUAGCGUUAAAACUGUGAUUGCACGUUUCGAAUGAAAUA
Messenger RNA from Trichomycterus rosablanca, 1201 nucleotides. RefSeq names its product hyaluronan and proteoglycan link protein 1-like. Bases 107 to 1075 code for a protein of 322 amino acids. The transcript is spliced from 4 exons. Gene Ontology annotation, biological process: cell adhesion; skeletal system development; positive regulation of neuroblast proliferation. Gene Ontology annotation, molecular function: hyaluronic acid binding. The record is from RefSeq and is a predicted model, not a curated record. NCBI's taxonomy places the organism in Eukaryota, Metazoa, Chordata, Actinopteri, Siluriformes, Trichomycteridae. Gene Ontology annotation, cellular component: synapse; perineuronal net.